Molecule: messenger RNA, 816 nt
Organism: Aspergillus alliaceus
Lineage: Eukaryota; Fungi; Ascomycota; Eurotiomycetes; Eurotiales; Aspergillaceae
Product: 6-phosphogluconate dehydrogenase
Exons: 4
Coding region: 1-816 (271 amino acids)
Cellular component (GO): cytoplasm
Molecular function (GO): oxidoreductase activity
Source: RefSeq, a predicted model, not a curated record
AUGUCCACCUCACCAAAAGCCAACAUCCUCCUAAUCGGCAGCGGCGGCGUCGGCACAAUCACCGCUCUAAACCUCGAAGCAGGAAACCAGGCCCAAGUAACCGCCGUCCUACGUUCAAACUACCAAGCUGUGUACUCCAAUGGCUUCACCAUCUACCCCUCCAACAGCCUCCUAAUAAAACCACCCCUAACACCAGACAACAUAAUCCUUUCAGGUAUCAGCAUGAUCGACUCCCACGAGAUCGCACCAGGCGUAACCGAGCACAGCUCCGCAGACGAUCUUGUGAUUGGCGCGUUCCCGAACCCCAAUUUAGAUGUCGCUAUUGAACAGGCCGCCGCGGCGCGAUUUGUGGCGCUGUAUUCUGCAUCUGGAAAGACGAGGUGUGUUCUGACACCUGAUGUUGCGUACAGCCGGUGGAGGAAGCUAAUUUUCAACGCGUGCUUGAAUUCGAUAUGUGCGCUUACGGGGCUGGACACGGGGCGGAUAAGGCUUGAGGGGGAUAUGGCGGAGACGCUUGUUAGGCCUGCUAUGGAUGAAAUUCGGGCUGCGGCCGCGGCUGUGGGGGUAGAUUUGUCGGGGUAUGUUUGUGAGCGGGUUAUUGGGGCGUAUCCGGUGACUAUGUAUUUGCCGCCGAGUAUGUUGGAGGAUGGGAACCUUAUUGAAGUGGAGAGUAUUGUUGGCGAGCCGCCUCGGGUUGGUCGGGCGAAGAGGGUUUGGAUACCUACUUUGUUUGUUUUAUAUAGUUUGUUGAAGGGGGUCCAAUGGAUGACGAAGGAAGAGAGGGGAUUGAUUGAGGUGCUGGCUAAACGUUCGUAA